This is a messenger RNA of Coffea eugenioides, 1266 nucleotides long. RefSeq lists its product as uncharacterized. The coding region runs from base 1 to 1266 and encodes 421 amino acids. NCBI's taxonomy places the organism in Eukaryota, Viridiplantae, Streptophyta, Magnoliopsida, Gentianales, Rubiaceae. The record is from RefSeq and is a predicted model, not a curated record. The transcript is spliced from 2 exons.
AUGUUUUUCCCUGAAGCAUAUGAUACAAUUGUUUUUGUAGAGCUACCAGAUCCAAAAGAGUCAUCUUAUCUAUAUUUAUUGGUGAUAAAACAUAUGCUACAUGGACCAUGUGGUGUACUAAAUUCCAAUAAUCCAUGUAUGCGUCAGAAUGGCAAGUGCAGAAAUAACUAUCCAAAAGAUUUUUCUGCAUACACUAAACAUGCAAAAAACUCUUUUCCUGUUUAUAGAAGGCACAAUGAUGGAAGAAAUGUUGUUAUCAGAAAUCACACGCUUGAUAAUCGAUGGAUUGUCUCAUAUAAUGCAUAUCUACUUGCAAAAUUUGACUGCCACAUCUAUGUAGAAAUAUGCUCUGCUAUUGAAGCAGUGAAAUAUAUUUACAAGUACAUCUACAAAGGGCACGACAAGGUUAUGUAUCAGAUCACUUCUCAACAGACAGAAAAUACCAUUGAUGAGAUUCACAAUUUUCAAUCUGCUAGAUGGAUCUGUGCUCCUGAAUCCAUGUGGAGAAUAUGUGAUUUAACCAACAUUCAUCCAUCAGUAAUGACAAUAGACUUACAUUGGGAGAAUUAUCAGUCUAUAUCAUUUACUCAGAAUCAAACACUGGAGGAUCUCCUUGCUAAUGAGAGAAAUUCAAGAACAAUGUUAACAGAAUUCUUUUCUAUGAAUCGAACAAAUAAAAGAGCACAGGAUCUCAAUUGUCUCUACAAAGAAUUUCUCCGAUACUUCACUUGGGAUGAAGGUGAUCUAAUAUGGAUCGACAAAAAAUGCGGAGAAGUUAUUGGCCGUGUUAACACAGCACACUCCAUUGAAGGAGAAAGAUACUACCGGAGAAUGUUACUUAUGCAUGUAAGAAAACCAACCUCCUUUGAUGAUUUAAAAUCUGUUGAUGAUUAUAGAGCAUCUUCAUACAAAGAAGUAGUAGAAGUUCGUGGACUGCUCCAAGUAGACAAUGGUUUUGAUGAAUGUUUGUCUGAGGCACUUGUGUACAACAUGCCAAGUUCCCUCAAACAAAUUAUGGGAAAAGAUAUAAAUGACUACAGUCUGAUAAAUAUUUCGUAUCAUCUGUUGUGCUCAGAUAGCUCCACCAAAGAAAUUGAAGUUGAGUACCAAAUACCUGUUUCUGACGACGAUUUGGCUUCAAUUUCAAUGCUGAACAAAGCCCAAAAGUUUACAUUUGACAAAAUAAUGGAAAAGCUCAAUAGAAACAUCCCUGCUGCCUUCUUUAUUGAUGGUCCUGGUGGAACUGGCAAAUCAUUUUUAUAUUAA